GACAUCACUUAUGGCUAAACUACAAAAGACAGUUUUUAUUCUGACAUUCUGAGUUGAGGGCUGGAGAAAUCUGGACUAAAAAAAAAAAUUUACUACCUGUUUGAAUUGUAUAGAAUUAGGACAAUCGGCAUCCUUGUAACAGAACUGUAACUGUGCCUUUUUGCCAGCUGAGGAUGGGGAAAACAGAAGACUCUGGGGUGGAGAGACCCAAAUGGGACAACAAGAUUCAGUACCUAUUAACAUGUAUUGGCUUUGCAGUGGGACUUGGAAAUGUGUGGCGUUUCCCCUACCUGUGCCAAAUCUACGGAGGAGGUGCAUUCCUCAUCCCCUACCUGAUAGCUCUGGUGUUUGAGGGCCUCCCCUUACUAUAUCUGGAACUGGCUAUAGGACAGAGGCUCCGUAUGGGCAGCAUCGGCGUCUGGAACUCCAUCUCACCGCUGCUGGGUGGAGUCGGAAUUGCCUCCAUGUUGGUGUCAUUCCUAGUGGGCAUUUUCUACAACACCAUCCUGGCCUGGGUGCUCUGGUACUUCUUUCACUCUUUCCAAAGCCCACUGCCAUGGAGCCAGUGUCCACUCAAUAAUAACCACACAGGAUAUAAUGUGGAGUGUGAGAAGAGCACUCCAGUGAAUUACUUCUGGUACCGUGAGACCCUGAACAUCACACCUGACAUCGAGACCAGCGGCUCCCUGCAGUGGUGGUUGGUCAUCUGUCUGGCCAGCGCCUGGUGUGUGGUCUUCAUCUGCUUCAUCAAAGGCAUCGAGUCCAUGGGAAAGGCUGUGUAUGUCACAGCCACAUUCCCUUACCUGGUACUGACUAUUUUCCUGAUCCGUGGCCUCACUCUGCCUGGAGCUACUGAUGGCCUGUUAUACCUCUUCACUCCUGAUUGGGAGAUACUGAAGAACCCUCAGGUGUGGCUGGACGCUGCCACCCAGAUCUUCUUCUCCCUCUCUGUGGCCUUCGGAGGUCUCAUAGCUUUCUCCAGCUACAAUGAAGAGAGAAACAACUGUGAGAGGGAUGCUGUUCUAGUAGGAGUAAUCAAUAGCGCGACAUCUCUCUACGCCUCGAUUCCUAUCUUCUCCAUCCUGGGAUUUAAGGCCAACAACGCCUUCAACUCCUGUGUAAAGGAAAACAUCUUGGCUAUAACCAACCACUUUGAGCUUGGAGACCAGAACGUAACAGUAGAGAACUAUGAUGACUGGUUUCAGUAUCUAAAUCAUACAUUUCCAGAUAAGGUGACCAGUUUGAACCUGAGGCUAUGUGACCUGCAAACAUUCCUUGACCAGAGUGCAUCUGGUACCGGCCUGGCUUUUAUAGUGUUCACUGAAGCAGUGAAGGAGAUGCCAGCCUCGCAGGUGUGGGCCAUAUUGUUCUUCGUCAUGCUCUUCAGCUUGGGCCUGUCCUCCAUGUUUGGAAACAUUGAGGGAGUCCUCACGCCCAUCAACGACCUCAAACUGGUGCCCAAUUGGAUCCCUAAAGAAGUUGUAACAGCAAUCAUCUGUUUGGUAGCCUUCUUGACGGCUCUCAUCUUCACUCUGGGUUCAGGGAACUACUGGGUGGAGGUCUUUAACGGCUACGUGGGCUCUGUGCCUCUGCUCAUCAUUGCAUUCUUUGAGAUUACUGGAGUCAUUUAUGUCUAUGGAAUGAAUAAUUUCAGUGAAGACAUCUAUUUCAUGAUUGGGUCGAGGCCCAACAUCUUCUGGAAGACGUGCUGGAGGGUGAUCAGCCCUUUAAUGCUCCUGGUGGUGUUGAUUGCAUACGUGGUCAUCCAGGCACAGACACACCCCACAUAUCCCACAUGGAACCCAGCUUAUGAACUAUUCCCCCAAACUGAAGUGAAGCCCUACCCAGACUGGGUGUUCGUCAUAAUUGUCCUCCUCUGUGUACUACCGGUGAUUUCAAUCCCUCUGGUGGCUCUCUACCAGCUGAUCUGCUGUACAAUCAUGCGACCCUCUGCUCGUACUGACCAAAAUACCUACUGCAAUGAUGCCUUUGAGGCUGAAAUACAGGAACAGAGAAAGCAGAGUGCUUAAGAAUUGCUCCAAGAAACAGUGUUACUGUGACCGUGAACAGAAAAGAACAUCCUGGUGGUUCUCACGGCUACUACUUUAUAUAAUAAAACUUUCCUAUUGAUUUUUGAUGAUUUAUCAAGACCUGAUCUGAUGUGUGACCUCUCACAUUUGUUUCCUUAAUAACAAAACUGGAUUUAUUUAACAGUGAAUGUCCUUUGUACAUUGUGUACAUGCCAUACUGAAACACACAACCAGUAUUUGAUUACACAUUUACAAAACCUUACAUUUGAACAUAAAUGUAGUCUUAACAUCAUUUGAUCUUAAGCUUCCUGCUGUUCAUUGAAAGAACUUUGAUUUCUGAUGGCUUUAUCAUAAGUGUACUACAUCAAACCUGAAAGCAAAUUAUCUAGUAAAAAAAACCCAUCUGACUUAUGCAUGUGAUGGCUGACAAUGUCGCUGUGAAUGCAAUUACUUAACAGUUAUUUUCCAAAUGAUGUCACUUCUUCUUUGUGGAAAACUACCACAAAGUAUAAAUCAAAGUCCAGAGAGACAAGCAGCUGUGGGAUGAGAUGGGGGUCUAGUACAGUAGCUGGAUGUUUUUCAAAAAUCCAUCUUUAUUGAUCUUGUGGUUGCAUCAUACGGGAGUGUUUAUGACCAGGGUUUAUCACUUAAAUGUUUUAUAUCUUGUUGACCCAGGACUGUUUUCUCUUACAACACUAUAACACACUGACAGAUCAGCUAAAUGGCUGAUUUCAACACAUUGCUCAUCUCACUUCCUCGAAACCUGAGGAUGCAGAAUAAAAAGUUUCAGUCAAUAUUUUCAGUUGCUUGUUAUAAAAAUAGACAAAACACGCAACAUGAACAUUUUAGAAAAUCUGAACUAAUACCUUUCAGCUGCUGAGGGUUUCUUGGUUGUGUUGGCAGCUGUGAUUAGGGCUUGAUGGUAGUCUACAUUUGGAUGGCCAAGAAGUCGACUGGGGUCCUGGGGUUAGUGGCCUGACGGACCCUGGCAAGCCUCAGAUCCCCCAGACGCUGCUCUAGACUGCGCUUCCCUAUCACGAGGAUGACAGCAGGUGAACUGUUAAAUUCAUCCAUCUGAAAGUUUUCCAACAUCUCUAAAACUGAAAUAAAAGGCGGCAAUAAAACUUGUCGUAUGUAAGAUCAUGGUGAAAUCCAUGGGGUAUCAAAAAGAAUUUGCCUUGCUGGCAAGAUGCAAAUAGAAUGUUUUCAUAUUGUUGAUUUUUUCAGUGUUUUCUGAGGGAGAAUAAGGGCUCAAUUUUCCUGCAGGCGCACAGUCAGCUGUAGCACAAGAUCACUCCUUAUGCAAGUUUUCUAGUGCAAAUGGAUAUUUGCAUCAAAAUACAACUUCAAAUGCAAUUAAGGAAAGAGCCUGUAAUGGGGCAGAAGAAUACCCGAGGCGUAUGUACAGUGUAAUAUCAUCUAUAUGUCACUGAGAGUAAUCCAGGGCCAUAGCAUUCUGCAGAAACGUCACUACUGGCAUUAGGUUUGACCAAUGAGUUUCCCCCAACAACUUGUAGAAUGCUGGAUCUUUUCGUGCUGUUGAUUAUGAAUACCUGUGGCCAUCAUGGCUCAAGAAUGGGGUUUGAGAGAGAAGCUGUGCCCAUUUUAUGCACAAAUAACUCAGCAGCGGUAUCCUCAAUUAUAAUUAAUACACCUCAGACACAAAGACACAGCAACGGGAUCUCUAGCCUAGGACAACCAUGGGUGAUAUCAACACCUUGCACCACCAGAAUCAUUUCGACUCUGAUGCUACAGGUUUCAUGGUCUCCACUCUUGAGCUAUUACCAUUAAAAUAGCUUUUGCACAAAGUUAAAGUGGAGGAUUUGCUGCUUUUCCAUGUCUUAAAUGAUUGUAAACUAAAUAUCUUUGAGUUCUGCACCUGAAGAUGUCAUCUUGGGCUGUGGAAACAGUUUAUAGACCCAACAUUUAACUGAAAACUUUUGAAUGGAGCCAUAAUUUACUUUUAAUUUGAUUUGUUUUUGUAUAAUAAUAAAUAUCUCUUUUA
Micropterus dolomieu (smallmouth bass) is the source of this 4035-nucleotide messenger RNA. RefSeq names its product sodium-dependent neutral amino acid transporter B(0)AT3-like. The transcript is spliced from 12 exons. Bases 174 to 2030 code for a protein of 618 amino acids. The record is from RefSeq and is a predicted model, not a curated record. Lineage: Eukaryota; Metazoa; Chordata; Actinopteri; Centrarchiformes; Centrarchidae. Gene Ontology annotation, biological process: sodium ion transmembrane transport. Gene Ontology annotation, cellular component: plasma membrane.